Molecule: messenger RNA, 516 nt
Organism: Lactuca saligna
Lineage: Eukaryota; Viridiplantae; Streptophyta; Magnoliopsida; Asterales; Asteraceae
Source: the annotation of a GenBank genome assembly
AUGCCCGUAUACAAGUUUGCUCCCAGCGCUAACAUCAGCAAAGGUCCUCAUGCUCUUGAAUCUACCAUCAUCAUUCAAUCGAAAAGUGUGGCGUUCUCGGAUGAAAUCCCAAAGCAAUUCGUAAACUUAGGAAACAAAGAUUUUGUCGACUAUGUAAAGAUCGAUCCUCUUCGAUAUGCAUUUUGCAACUUCCCAGACCCUUUCUACCCUAAAGAAGUAUGUGAGUUUUACUAUACAUGCUCUAUUGAUACUUUUUCUGGAACCAUCACUGGAACCAUUGGAGAUGGUCGAUAUAGGGGUACUAUUGAUGCGUUAACCCCUCCUACUACUGAAACUACUAAUCCACUGAUUCAAGAUGUCAAUUCUCCAAAGCCAACGUCUCCUCCUCCUCAAGCUGAGAGUGUUCCUAUCAUGACUGCUCCCCUUCAUCAAGAUAAUCAGGGAGAAUCCAACUCUAACUUUGAAACUGUUGUGCUUUCUCAACUUUCCUUAAUUGUGCCAUUAACUUAUGAAUAA